This is a messenger RNA of Thyridium curvatum, 855 nucleotides long. RefSeq lists its product as uncharacterized. The transcript has a single exon. Bases 1 to 855 code for a protein of 284 amino acids. Gene Ontology annotation, molecular function: carbon-sulfur lyase activity. The record is from RefSeq and is a predicted model, not a curated record. Lineage: Eukaryota; Fungi; Ascomycota; Sordariomycetes; Thyridiales; Thyridiaceae.
AUGUUCGGCUACUUCCGCCCGCCCACGACGUGCACCCCGGACCAGAAGCGCAAGUUCAACGUGCCCGACGCCCACGACGGCCACGAGAGCCGCGGCGACUCCUCCGGGACGACGGCGCAGCAGCAGCAGCAGCAGCAGCACUACUCGCGGCGCCCGUCCCUCUUCCCGCUCGAGGGCGGCUGCGCCUGCGGGCGGGUGCGGUACCGCCUCGAGCGCCCGCCCCUCAUCGUGCACUGCUGCCACUGCACGGCCUGCCAGCGCGAGACGGGCUCGGCCUUUGCCGUCAACGCCAUGACCGAGCGGCGCUACCUCACGCGCCUGGGCCCGGCCUCGGUCCCAGCGGCAACAGCGGCAGGGCAGGCUCCUCCCCGCGCCUCCGGCGACGACGACGACGACGACGACGACGGCCUGCGCAGCUACGCCGUGCCCGCGCCGUCCGGCGGAGGGACCACCGCCGUGCGCCAGGGCUGCGCGUCGUGCGGGGUGGGCCUGUUUGGAUACCACGACGGCCACCACCGCGGGACGGCGCCGGACGACGUCGUCGUCGCGUUUGUCCGCGUGGGCACGCUGGACCUUCCGGGCCGCGAGGCGCUCGCGCCCGACGCGCACGUGUGGACGCGGAGCAGGCUCGACUUUGUGCAGGUCGGCGGCGACGGCCGGCCGCAGUACGACGAGUUCUACGAGGACUGGCGGGAGGUGUUCCGGCCCGACAGCGUCGAGAGGUUCGAGGCGCUGGACGAGGCGGUCCGGGGCCGCGCCGGGAGCGCUAUGAGGGCUGCUGCUGCUGCUGCUGCUGCUCCUGCGUCGACGUCGUCAUCAGCUGGGGGCGGAGCAGCGGGUCGGGGUUGCCGCUGA